Molecule: messenger RNA, 456 nt
Organism: Phaeoacremonium minimum UCRPA7
Lineage: Eukaryota; Fungi; Ascomycota; Sordariomycetes; Togniniales; Togniniaceae
Product: putative ubiquitin-conjugating enzyme e2 2 protein
Exons: 4
Coding region: 1-456 (151 amino acids)
Biological process (GO): proteasome-mediated ubiquitin-dependent protein catabolic process; protein polyubiquitination; DNA repair
Cellular component (GO): HULC complex
Molecular function (GO): ubiquitin conjugating enzyme activity
Source: RefSeq, a predicted model, not a curated record
AUGUCUACCGCAGCCCGCCGUCGGUUGAUGCGUGACUUCAAGCGUAUGCAGACUGACCCUCCUGCUGGUGUCUCUGCCUCCCCUGUUCCCGAUAAUGUCAUGACUUGGAACGCCGUCAUCAUCGGCCCUGCCGAUACGCCUUUCGAGGAUGGAACUUUCCGCCUGGUGAUGCACUUCGAGGAGCAGUAUCCCAACAAGCCCCCAUCCGUCAAAUUCAUCAGCCAGAUGUUCCACCCGAACGUCUACGCCACAGGCGAGCUCUGCCUGGAUAUCUUACAAAAUAGAUGGAGUCCCACAUACGACGUUGCAGCGGUGCUGACGAGUAUUCAGAGUCUAUUGAACGACCCCAAUACCGGCUCACCCGCAAACGUCGAAGCUUCCAACCUGUACAAAGAUAAUCGCAAAGAAUAUACCAAGCGAGUCCGCGAGACUGUAGAAAAGAGCUGGGAGGAUUGA